Paramecium tetraurelia is the source of this 987-nucleotide messenger RNA. RefSeq lists its product as uncharacterized. The record is from RefSeq and is a predicted model, not a curated record. The transcript has 2 exons. NCBI's taxonomy places the organism in Eukaryota, Ciliophora, Oligohymenophorea, Peniculida, Parameciidae.
AUGGGUACUUGCUAAAAUAUAUGCAAACAAUAAGAGAAUGAUAAAGAAUGCACAAUGAUGACUAGAAACAAGAUCAAUAAAGGACAAGAAUCCGAUAGAGAAUCUAAGACUGAUCCUUAUUUGUCUUUGCAAUUGUUGAUUAAGGAGGAUUCAAUUGCAGAAGAAAAUAAUUGUUAUGUCUCCUAAAAGCAACCCUGCUUUAUUAAAACUAAAGAAAUAGCAUCUAUACCAACACACACUGAUAGAAAAAACCGCUUUGAAAACGAUAUUAAGCUUGAAAUUAGAUAUAAAAUAUAAUAGAUAAGACAAUAGGAAGAAGAGGAGCUUAGAAAAUUGCAGGAACAAUAAUUAUUAGAGAUGAAACAAAAAGAAGAAUAAAAUUAGAAGGAAUAAGCACUUGAUAACUAAUUCUCAUUCUAAAAUUCAAUGAAACAAUCAUAAUCAGAAGUACCUAACAAUUAAUAAACCUCUAAUCCUUAUUUACCAAGACAGACAUCUUAAUUUGCACCUAAAAAGCCUGAUGCUGAUACUGUUUCUUAAAAAUCUUAAAUAUCCAAAACCCCAACGUAGAAAGAUUAACAAAUAUCUCCCAAAUCUGAUAUGAUGAAGAAGUCUGCUCUAAAGAAAAUAAUAGUUCAAAGAGAGGAAUUAUAAAGUAAUAAUGCAAGCUAUGGAACAUAAAAGUCUGUUUAUUCAAAAAAAGUGAAAUAGUUAGAAGCUUUUGAAAAAAUGUUUAGUGAUUAUUAUUCAUAAGAGGAAAGAAGUCAAAGCGGAAGUCAUAAGACAUAGAAAAGUGUUAAAAGUAUCUUAAAAAAGAAUAGAUCACUUUCUUAGAGAAGUAUAUCAAUGAGUAAAAAUUCAAUAAAAUCAAGUCAUACUGUGUUUAAAAAUAGAAAUUCAAAGAAAGUAAGAUUUUCUAAUGAUACUAAUUUUAACAAUGAGAGAAAAGGAGUUGUUCGAAUCAGAAAAAGUUGGUGGGAUUGGUGA